Ictalurus furcatus (blue catfish) is the source of this 7406-nucleotide messenger RNA. RefSeq names its product CDC42 effector protein (Rho GTPase binding) 3 (gene cdc42ep3). The transcript is spliced from 2 exons. NCBI's taxonomy places the organism in Eukaryota, Metazoa, Chordata, Actinopteri, Siluriformes, Ictaluridae. Bases 932 to 1909 code for a protein of 325 amino acids. The record is from RefSeq and is a predicted model, not a curated record.
GAGCAUCUGAUAGAGAGCGAGAAAGUACACAAAACACAUACCUUCAAUAGCAAGGGAGUGCAUGCUUUCUGUUAGAAUUACAGUGAGGAUUUUAUGAAUCUUAAUGCAAAAGGGUGAGGAGGAGAGAGCAGAAGCACAUGACAAAAGGGAGGGUAGAGAUUACAUGAGAAACACAGGGAGGGAAAGAGAGAGUGAAACAGGGUGAUUGAGAACUAGCAUCUCCUAACAGGAUUUCAUCUACAGCCAACUCCACACUCUCUCCGCACAACUUCUCAUAACGUAACUGCCCAUUCUCGAUAUAGCAGCAAUUCUACCAAGCUGAGAAACCACAGAAAUAGAGGCAAAGGGACUGCAGAGAGAGAGAGAGAGAGAGAGAGAGAGAGAGAGACAGAGACAGGUGCUGCAGGAGGGGAGAGCAGGAAGGAGGAGGAGGAGAUUUCUCCUCGAGCAGAACGGAGAAGAGAGAAGCCGCAGUUACAGUUACACAGAGGAAUUCCUAAACAGCUGUCCGGCAGACCUCCUGCCUGUGAGGAACGGACACCCAGGGCUAAGAGACAGAAAGACAGGGAGAGUGAGAGACAGAGAGGAAGAGAAAACCAUUAUAGACUACGCUACACAGAAGUCAUUUGGGACAGUAACAUUUCAAAGACAAGCCAUUACUUCUGCAGGAAGAACUGAGAGGUUCAUCGUAAGAAGAUAAAUACACAGGUAAAAGACAUCCCAUCUGGCUUAUUUGGACCAAAUCAGCCCAACACUGAGGUCUGAGGACACUGUCACUGUAUAUCUACAAUCAUCAAGUGUCUGAGAAUGUAACUCCACUCAUUUUCUUGGGAGAACUCGGAUCAGCAUCAGUUCUGCAUCAUAGGAUCAUAGGGUUCAAAGACAUCUUCCUUUCUUCUUUCUCUUCUCUCACGGAUUUUACUGUUCUGAGAUGCCGGCCAAAACUCCCAUCUACCUAAAAUCCAACUACAGCAAGAAAGGGAAGAAGUGUCGCCUAAGAGACAUUCUAUCCCCAGACAUGAUCAGUCCUCCACUAGGAGACUUCCGCCAUACUGUCCACAUUGGGAAAGGGGGUUUGUGUGACACCUUUGGUGACAUGACCUUCCUUCAGGGCAAGUUUGAGCUGCUUCCUGGUAAGAGUGGCCUCGUUCGACCACAAUAUGGUGCCCACGGCGAGUUCAUGCGAGCUAACAGUGCAUCUGACGCCUCCUACAUUGAAACUCCAUCACCAAUACUGAAGAAUGCUAUUUCCCUCCCUACCAUUGGGGGGAGUCAAGCACUGACCCUGCCUCAUAUCACUACCACUAUGUUACCCACGACCCGGGAUCCACUGGACGACCUGGGUGGGCCACCCACUCCACCUGUUAACUCAGAUGGAACAGAUGAUCUGGAGAUCCUUCAAAUGGAGAACCUUCUUCAGUCCAUAACUAUCUUCAGACGUGAUCCCAGUCCUGUUCUAGAGGAGCUUAGUGAGAAAUCCUUAUUACCUAUCAAUUUUGUGGAGAAAUCACUGGAAAAGAAUACCCCCAAGUACACCCCUGAGAAUGAGGUUGCUAAGAAGCCAGUAAUGUCUAUCUUCAUCAGUGGCAAUCACAAUGAAAAUGGCAACAGCAAUAGGAGUACCAAAUGGAAAGACAACAGCAUCAGCAAUAAUGGCUAUCAUGACAUGAGCAGUGACAUCUUUCAGUACGAAAAAGAGCUGGCCAGCAUGAAUGGAGAUUGGGAAAAUAGAGAUAGUGGUGUAGAGGAAGGGCGCAUUUGUGACUUUGACUUUGAGCUCACUCAAAGCAAGAAUCUCUCUCAGGAGUCUGUGAACCACAACACUGGGUCAUUGCUGUCUCUUGAACUGGACUUGGGCCCUUCUAUCUUGGAUGACAUACUCAAUAUCAUGGGUAAGCCUGAGUCUUGAACUGUGUCUCUGGCAGAAGCAGGAAGAGAACAGAAAGACUUGCCAGUCAAAUCAAACACAUAAGGUUUAUGGGUAUUCUACAUUGGAAAUUAACUAAAAAGCCAGAACUGCUCCAGUGAUAUUUCUCUCAGUAUAUUUCUAUCCUCAACAUCAACUUUCUGUGCUUAACCAGUGUUGUUUCUCUUGUAGGUCAUAAGAGAUGCAUGCUUUAUCAAAUUUAGAGAAGCUACACAGAUAUAGUGUGCCUUUUGAUGUCACCAUUAGGUUAAAUCAAGAACUAAAACUGUUUGGUGUGCUCAUCAGUUCCAUCACAGGUGUAAAUAAAAGCAGUAAAUUUUACUGUAUUCUGUUGAUCACUAAUGCACAAUGUUACAUGUUACAGUAUGUAAUGAUGUAAUGAUAUUUCUCUAAGCAAUGUACAGCUGUGUGAAUUAUCUCCAAACUUUGUCACAACCCUACCCCCACUCCCAUCCUGUACAGAUAUUAUAUUUAUACUGACUCUCUCAUUAACUGUGCUAAAAAAGCAUCAAUGCAUAUAGCUAUGUUUUUACUGUGUGGAGAUACAAAAUAAAAUAAAUAAGUAAAUAAGUAACUUUCUGAUAUGUCACAUUUGGUUAUCGGUUGGGAAAUGAAUAAUACAUUGCUGUGUUCCAUGGAUGAUACAUACAAUGCCCUCCAAUAAUUUUCACACCCUUGGUAAAUAUGAGCAAAGAAGGCUGUGAAAAAUUAUCAUUAUUGUUUAACCUUUUGAUCUUUUGUUCAGAAAAAUUCACAACAAUACUCUGCUCUCAUGAAUAUCAAAUAAUUGCAAACACAACACAGGUUUACCCAUAAAAAUAUCUUUGUUAAAUAUAGGUGUGCAACAAUUAUUGGCACCCAUAUGAAUUCAUAUAUUUGAAGUAUAUUCCCACUGAUAUUUUACAUUUUUUAGUACACCUGGGUGACUAGUAACAGGAAAUUGUUCAACCAUGACUUCCUGUUUCACAGGGGUAUAAAUAUGCUGUAACAUAUAGGCCAAAUUCCCACAGUCAUUCAUAACAAUGGGUAAGACCAAGGAUUAUAGCUGUGAUGUGUUGCAAAAGGUUGUUGAGCUUCACAAAAUGCGAAGUGGCUAUAAGAAAAUAGCAAAAGAAAAUUAACAAUGCCCGUUUCCACCAUCAGGGCAAUAAUUAAGAAGUUCCAGUCAACUGGAAAAGUUAUGAAUCAACCUGGAAGAGGACAUGUGUCCAUAGUGUCUCAACGCACUGUGAAGAGGAUGGUUCAAGUGGCCAAAAAAUCUCCAAGAUUCACAGCUGGAGAAUUGCAGAAGUUAGUUGCAUCUUGGGGUCGGAAAAAAUUUCCAAAACUACAAUCUGAAGUUACCUACAUUACCACAAGUUGUUUGGAAGGGUUUUCAGAAAAAAGCCUCUACUCUCAUCCAAAAACUAUGUCAAGUGUCUUCAGUUUGCCAGACACUACUGGAAGGGUUCGAUAGUCAGAUGAAACCAAAAUAGAGCUUUUUGGCAAUAAACACCAGAGGUGGUUUUGGCACACACAGAGAGGUAGCCAUAUGGCUCUUUAAUGUUUUUGGGCUGUUUUUCUGCCAGAGGACCUGGACAUUUUUUUAGGAUACAUGGCAUCAUGGACUCUAUCAAAUAUCAACAGAUAUUAAAUGAAAACCUGACUACCUCUGCCAGAAAGCUUAAAGUUUGCCGUGGUUGGAUCUUCCAGCAGGACAAUGAUCCAAAACAUACAUACAAAAUCAACACAAAAAUGGCUUACUGACCACAAAAUUAAGGUCCUGCCAUGGCCAUUCCAGUCCCCUGACUUGAAACCUAUAGUAAACCUGUGGGGUGAGAACUGAAGAGGAGAGUCCACCAGAGUGAACCUCGAAAUGUGAAGGAUCUGGAGAGAUUCUGUAUGGAGGAAUGGUCUCAGAUUCCUCGCCAUGUAUUCUCCAACCUCAUCAGGCAUUAUAGGAGAAGACUCAGAGCUGUUAUCUUGGAAAAGGGAGGUAGCACAAAGUAUUGAAUAAGAGGGUGACAAUAACUGUUGCACACAAAGUUUUUUUUUUUUUUCUAAACCUGUGUUUUGUUUGCAAUUGUUUGAUAUCCAUGAGAGCAGAGUAUUUUUGUGAUUUUUUUUUAACAAAAGACCAAAGGUUAAACAAUAAAGAACAUUUUUCACAGACUUCUUUGCUCAUAUUUACCAAGGGUGCCAAUAUUAGUAGAGGGCACUGUAUAUAUUUUAUUAUUAAUUUACCUUUCAGUCCAAGAAAGUUUUAAUUAAAAUAAUGAAUGCUAAGAGAGAGAAUAUGGACCCCACCCACUUUUUCCCUCGUUUCUGACAUUCUUCUAAUUCAACCAGAAUGCCCUGCAGUGGGAUCAGAGGUGGGUGAACAGUGCAUCAUUUCUACAGCCAGAUGCCUGCACUGUUUGUCUACAAGUUGCUUGGUCAGAGAGAAGGGAGAGUCUUUAGCAUUCCAUACAUUCCACUGAAGUAGCACAACUGCACAGGACAGUCCAUAAAUAAACAUCCUGGACACUGAAAAGGGCCAUGAUCUUUAGUUGAGGGUAGGAUUGUAAAAGCUAAAAGCCCAAAGCAGUUUUCCUUACAAAGAGUGAGAUAUCUACUAACUACUGUAAUUAAGAGCUGUCACUGAAUUAAUGUUGAAACAUAAAUAUUACCACCAGACAAGUGUAAUUAACAUGUCUGGAAUUACUUGAUAUUAUUGUUUCUCCUCUUUUGUUGAUAAAUACAUUAAAAUGAAUUUCAGCUGCUUUCAUCUAUAUGAAAUAUAGAUAGAAUUACAGUUAUCAUAAUGGCAGUUGCUUGGCCCUAAAAUCUCAUGAAAGGUUUAUUUGUUUGUUGCUUGAGGUUAUUUCUUAAUAUCAUCCUUGCACUGUGACAAAACUAAAUAAGUAGACCUCAGCUGCCAUUCAUUUCUUUGGGUAAUGUAAUUAGGUAGUUUUGGUGCAGUCCAAAGUGUGCUGUGAAUGAGAACAGAAAUAGACUCUUCUUGCAACAUUCCAUCUAAUUGCUCCUGAUGUUUGAAAACUGAAGUCAUAUGUUAACCAUUACUUGUGUAUUUUCCGCAUUGCACUGAAUUCUAGUGAACAGAUGUGGCUUCAACUCCUUUAUUUAAAGAAGCCACAACAUGUGCCUAAACAAGGUGCAUAAUUAAUUUAUACUUUGCAUGCUUUUUUUUACUCCUGCCUCCACCCUGUGUGGAGUUAGCAUGUUCUCCCCAUGCUUUGGGGGUUUCCUCCCAGUACUCCAGUUUCUUCCCCCAGUCCAAAGAACUGCGUUGUAGGCUGAUUGGCAUCUCCAAAUUGUCUGCACUGUGUGAGGGUUUGUGUGAUGUGUCCUGUGAUGUGUUGGCACCCUGUCCAGGGUGUCCCCAAGCCUUGUACCCUGAGUCCCCUGGGAUAGACUCCAGGCUCACUGUGACCCGGUGUAGGAUAAGUGGUACAUAAAAUGGAUGGAUGGAUGCUUUAUACGACUUUGUAAGUUUACAAGUUUACAUUUACUAAGUCACACUAAGGAAUAUGCACAUUUUGAUAUUUAUGUCAAGAAAACACACACAUUGUAGGUAUGACUGAAACCUUGUUACAGAGGUAAUAACGUGCUUACAAUGACAUGGCAUUGGGCUAAUCACAGCUUUAGUCAGUUCUGAGUUAUACUCCAGAGCAUGUACUUGACAGAUCUAGGAUUUCAUUUAUGGUGGACAUUUUAGAUGUGAAUAAACAUACUGUUUUCAGAUUCAGGAAGAUUAUACAUACUUAGUGAGUACAAACCCAGCUUAAUCAACAGACCAUGUAUUAUAUAGUAUAUAUUUUUCACUAAAUACUCAUUAUUCUCCUCUUUCUUUGUUUUGCUUGAAAUGUUUUCCUUUUUGUGGAUGACUAUUAUGGCCUCAGUUCAGACUUAAAGCGGCUGGCAGCCAGUUUUAGUAAUAUAGGAACUGUAGCUCAUUGUGUAUGUAAAGCAUUUAUAUAAAGCAUCAUGUAUUUAUGUAUAUUUUGAGGGUGGCUACUGUGAGACGUAUAAAAAGAGAGCUGCAAAAAGAAAAAAGGCUUUAGAAAUGUUCAGAUUUAAAGCUAAAAAUGACAUGUCUGUUAUUUUAGUGGUGACCAUUAGCAAACAUGCACACAUCAACUGUUCAUAUUUAAGUCAGAUAUUAAACUGAUGGAUAGGUUGUUCUCAAUGUUGAAGUUGUGUGUUUUCCCGCCAAAAUUACUAUAUAUGUUCAUGGCAACCUCCCCUUGAACCUCAAUGUUCAAGAAAAUGCCCAUGUCCACGAUUUAUGCUAAUUGACAACCACAUUAAAAAAAUGCACUAGUUUUUGGUUGUUGUUGUUGUUGUUGUUUUCAUUUUAAAGUUUAAAGUUCAUUUGAUUCAAUACUCAUGAACACAUGCAAGAAAUCAGUUUACCCAUAGACUUUGGAGAUUUCUUUCUGUCUUCAAUCCCUUCAUGACUAUGAGACACUGAAAGAUAAUGGUUUGAGGUUUAAAUGUGCAGCAGUCUGGCAACUGUUAUUUGCCAUGUAACAUUCACACAGCAAAGUAGAAACACCUAAACAUUGAAGUUGGACCUCUCUUUUUCCAUGCCUUAUUACUGUCUACACUGUGCGGUCAGGAGGUGUGGACAUGCUAGACAGUGGAAGAAGGUUUAUUUGUGCUCUCUUUAAUACAAAUCUCCUCCAGAUUUGUAUUAAAGCACAAGUGAAUAGUAAAAAAAAAACUCCUACGAAAGAUUUAUUUUUCUUCAAGACCUGUCUUUCUGUCCAGAGUAAGUGCUGUGUUUUAUAGUGACUGGAUUAGUCAUGCAGAACAGAUCCCAGUGAUGAGUGGAAAAUAGAGUAUAUUCACCUUAGAAUGAAACUGGUGAAAUGUAAUUUAUUUUUGUUUCUGCUGUAUUAUAUGUAAAAAGGGAGUCAAACUCUGUCUUCCUUUUUGUAGGGCACUCGUGGGGUCAUAUGACUAUUGUGUUUUUAAUGUAUUACAAAUACAUAUUUUCUUUAAACAUGUGUCAUUAAACAAUGUUCACUUUUGUUUCACAACUGUGACAAUAAAUGCAUUCAUUCAUACCACAGGUUUUUUUUUUUACUAUAGCACAUAAUCUUAUCAUUUUGUAUUUUGCUGCACUGGAUAAUCCAUCAUUAUAUAUACUCAUAUACACCAAAUUAAUUUCUGAAGGUUUUACACACACAAUUGAUCUAUUUUAACAAGCGUUUUAUCUACUAUAUUGGAAUGUUAUUUAUGGGUAAUCAGAAUAAACACAGGUAUGCAGUUUAUCCACAGUCUAACUGUCUUGAAUCACAUUUUUUAAGUGAACUGUGCUGGGACAACCUGGACUGUCCCAAUCUUUUAUGUUACAUGGGCAUGGCCAUACUAUAUUUGUGCAUUAUGAAAAUUAAAGGUGAUAUUUAAUACAAGAAACUGUUGUGUAUCACAGUGCAAUUCAAUAUUAUUUGCAAACUCAUAUGGGCCAAGUGGAAUGAGGUAGCAGGCUGUA